Molecule: messenger RNA, 777 nt
Organism: Lasiodiplodia theobromae
Lineage: Eukaryota; Fungi; Ascomycota; Dothideomycetes; Botryosphaeriales; Botryosphaeriaceae
Exons: 1
Coding region: 1-777 (258 amino acids)
Source: RefSeq, a predicted model, not a curated record
AUGCGCCACACGUUCCCUCUCAUCACCCUCGCCGGUGCCGGUGUCAUGGCCCAAAGCAGUAGCACCGCUACUAACAGCAUCCUCACCACCUCUUUCUAUUUCCCGAGCGGCGCCAACGUCAUAGUAUCGCCCGUGGCAUCCAUUAUCGGUAUCAACGACACUUUCACCGACAUCGUCACCUACCUAAUCAAGUGCGCGCCACCAUCGCUGUCCGCUUCAACUUCCGUUCCAGCUUCCACUUCUGCUUCCGCUUCCGCUACAACCACUCCGGCUCCGACCACCACUGCUCCACUUAACCGUCGCACCUCUGUACCUUCUUCUUCUUCCUCCUCUUCCUCCUACACCUACUCCCCCGAGACCUGGGACGACGAUGCCUACGGCGACUACUACGAUGACGAAGACUCGAGCAAUGCCUGCGUUCUUCCCGAUGACGGCGAGACGCUUGUCGCCGGCCCCAGCACCAUGAGCCUCUCCUACGCCUUGUCGGGCACCACCGCCGACGCGGACUGCUCCAUCACCUGGGGGUCCGGUUCGGCAUCGGCAUCGGCAACGGCGGCGUCCGCAUCGGCAUCCGCGACGGCAACAGCCGGUGCCGAUGCUCGUUGCUACAUGUACGACAUUGAUCCGGCCGAGAACUACCAGAUCGUUCGGAACGCCUUCUAUCCGGAUGCGGACGAGUCGAACUCGUGGCCGACGCUGUUAAUCACGGCGGGGUUGGAGAAGUUAGAGGCGGCAAAGGCGACGGAUACGAUGGGUAAGGAAUUUUUUCCCCCUUGA